AUGGCUCCGGGUGACUUUGCUUCUGUUCCUCCCGGAGUCGUCCAUAACCCCAAGACACUAGGACCGCAUACCGAGACGUUUGGCCUCAUUACGCCAGGGGACUGGAUUGAUUUCUUUAGAUAUGUUGGCGAGCCGUUCGACGGAGUCCUGUGUCCCGAAUUCGACGAGCGGAGUCUGCGUGAGGCGGUCAUGGCCAAAAUGAAAAACGCAACGAAGGACUACGAUGUGUCUUUCCACCCUAAGCACGAAGGCUGCGAAGUAGGCGAAUGGAGCUUAUCAGACGAGACCCUGCCGGAGACCACAGUCCCGUAUUAUCUACGGGCGAACACGGGACCACGAUGGCUCUUGGGCGGCGUCCUAUCCAGGCCAUUCAUCACGACGCGGCAGAGCGACGGCAAAUUCGCCAUUUCGAGCAUCGAAUCUUCAGCGAAACAUGAGCCAUCCGUCUUCAGUCAGCAACUCAAGUUCCCAAAAGUGCACCACUGUCUCUGUGUGCUUGAGGGCGCUCUGGAAGUUUCUCUAGGUGACGGCGCAUCGAGCACAGUCCGGGAAGGAGAAACCAUCUUCAUCGCAGCGAACACUGCUUUCUCGCUGCGAUUUGGAAGCAAGUUCGUCCGGCUUUGGAGCUUUACGAGUGGAGAUGGCAUUGAGUCAUUGAUACAUGAAGUUGGAACACCGUUUAAGGGCUACGUUCUUCCGGAUCAAGCUGAGACAGUUGACCAGUCCAAGGUACAAGCAGCUUGCGAGAAGUCGAAUAUCGUUGUCUCGCAGAAGUCUUAG
This is a messenger RNA of Coniosporium apollinis CBS 100218, 780 nucleotides long. RefSeq lists its product as uncharacterized. The transcript is spliced from 2 exons. The record is from RefSeq and is a predicted model, not a curated record. Lineage: Eukaryota; Fungi; Ascomycota; Dothideomycetes. Bases 1 to 780 code for a protein of 259 amino acids.